Messenger RNA from Oncorhynchus mykiss (rainbow trout), 1969 nucleotides. RefSeq lists its product as uncharacterized. The record is from RefSeq and is a predicted model, not a curated record. Gene Ontology annotation, cellular component: nucleoplasm. Gene Ontology annotation, biological process: negative regulation of gene expression, epigenetic; protein localization to heterochromatin; negative regulation of DNA-templated transcription. NCBI's taxonomy places the organism in Eukaryota, Metazoa, Chordata, Actinopteri, Salmoniformes, Salmonidae.
GAUUAGCCGUCGAGCCAGCUCUAUGAUCCACUCUAAUCAAACAAGUAGUUGAGAAGUCUAAAUGUUAUCUCAGCACGCCAUCUUGUGGCAAUAAUCGGACAGUGUUUGUUGUAAAAGUCGCAGGUUUGGCAGGAACGCAAAUCACAGGUGACAACUCCGAGUAGCACAAUAUGGCUAAACAAGCCUUCUUUAUCCGCGUUUAUUGGUUUUGCAAAUUGUUUUUUAAGGAAACCUGGUGAUAGGACAGAUUCAUUUGCACACAGUUUACGUUGAACGAAGUGUCCGAUUAACUCCACCAACGGUUCAUCGGGUUACCAGAAAUUGACUUUACCAUGUAGUUGAGUUUAGUCAGCUAAUAUUACCCACUCAUUGGUGUGCUGUCUCUGGAAAGCUUACCUACACAGCCUUUUAAAACGAGAAGUUGAAUGUCCACAAGGGACCACUAGGCUACACCUUCUGCAUUGCUCGCGUAGAAAUCGAAACCAAAAUGAAGCCGUCUCGAAAGAAAUGCUGUGAGGUGACAAUUAAACGAAUGUCAUAGAGCAACACAAGACGACACUUAAACAUCAAACGUGCGCUGCUGGAGACAACACAAUUAAACUGGCUCCUCUAAACAAAAUAAAUGGAUCAACGGCAGCAGGAAUCUUCACAGGGCAAGAGCUCCACCAUGCCACACAAAGAACGCAGUGAAGAGUCACGUGACAAGAGGCCCAGCGACGUACCUAUCAAACAUAACACUGAGGAGGAGAAACAACCUUUCAGAAGAAUGAGAAGUCCACCUAGACCCAGAAUAACUGGUUCAUUUAGACCAAGAUUUGGAGGAAGAUUCUACAGACCACGAUUCAUAAGGGACGAUCAUUCAUUCCGGAAGCCCCGCUUCAGUUUUGGGUUCCAAAGGUACCACCCUUUCACCCCUCGCCCACGGUUCAACUGGAGGGACCAGUCCGGCCCACCACCGUGCCCUAACAACCAGUACAACGACCAGAGGAACAUGGACAGGAGCGGUCCCGCCAGGGCCUCUACUCCUAAAGAACACAGCAGUGCUCUCAGGUCUUCUGCAGGCCCCAGCAGAGAGAAGGAGAAGCAGCCUGUGUCGUUCAUAGUGUCUCAAGAGAAGGAGAGAUCCCACAGCAAAGAAAGAGAGAGGGGUAGAGAGCUCCCCUCCACCAUAAGCAGGGCCACAGCACGAAACAGAGCCAUCCAACAGAAGAGGAGAGAAAUCGAGCAGGUGUACCGCCAGGACUGUGACACGUUUGGCGUGGUGGUGAAGAUGCUGAUAGCCAAGGACCCGUCUCUGGAGCGGCCCAUCCAGCCAUCUCUGAAGGAGAACCUCGGGGAGAUCGGCCUGCGCUGUGUAGAGGCCAUGCAACAGUUCAUAGAGGAGUAUGACACCAGGGAACCAUCACCACAGUGACACACACUCCCCUUUGUCUUAACCUGUGUAAGUGGUGUGCUUGUAUACCAAAACAUACACACACAGUCAUAUCUCACAAAGCUCAGAAAUGAAACUCAAUAUUGUAUACGUGCUGAUUGGAUAUGUGACAUUACCGAUGUUGAAUAACACGAGUCUAUGUCAUGACUCAUGAGCUGGCCUGUCCUAGUGUCCUUGGUCAGUCAGGCCAAAGUCACUCCUGGUGCUCAGCCUUCUGGAAGCUCUGUCUUGACCUGUGAUCGUGACUGCUACUGAAACUCAAUCAUUUAUGAUGUGUUAUCAACUUUCAAUAUUGCUCUUGACAAUGUGAUCGAAGAUAUAGCUAUUGCCCUUGUGUUUCCUACUGAAGUAUAGCUAAUGAAUUCUAAGCCCUGUGACAUAUAUAUAAAAAAAUAAAAAUACAUUACAUGAUAAUUGUACAUAAAUGAGCUAUGUUGAUAUACAAGGAUGAUUAUAUCUAAUACAGAGGAAGAAUCUAUUUACACACAACGUUUGAAUGUUUUCACUCUAAUAAAAUAAAUCUGCUCUUAAAAAUGA